UUUUGUAAUGAUCAUUUCGCUCUUUAUAUUACACGUUGCAAUAUCAAGUUGAAAUUUAUAGAUACUUUCGGCAUGUCUUCUCAACGUAAACGCUGCAAGGAAAGGUAAAUCUUCAAUUAGACUGCAAAUAAUCAAGUGCUGUGGAACCAGGUCUUGUACUGAUGUUUCUAAAAGAAGUCGUUCAAAUUCAACGUUACGGCAUUUGGAUACUAAUAUGACAAAAGUCAUGAUGACCACAGAGACCAAUGAGAUGAAAGAUGAUAGAGUUUCUGGCAAGGAUCAAACUGAAAAUGGGAGCGAGGCUCCUACAUUGUCUGACUCAAGUACAGAACCCAAUAACCAGGAAAAAAUCACUGCAAUGCAAGAAUCUACGGAAUCAAAGACAUCUGCCAAGGAUGCGAGCCAGCAAAUUACAAAUCAGCAGAGUGUUUCUACUAUAGAAAUGACGGCCUCAACCAUUCUAAAAGAGGCGCCAACGUCAGUUACAACACUAGAAAUUUCUGAUUUCACGUCUUCUUUAAGAGGACAGUCAUCAACAGUUCCUUCAACCAUAAUUGGUGAUUUAACUAGCACCAUAAUGGAAACUUCCAGCACAAUUGUAGAAACGACGCAGAGCAGCACCUCUACCAUUUCAAGCUCUUCCACAAAAACCAAUAUUGCAACGACUACAAUUCAACCAUCUGUUUCCUCGACAAUUAAAACUACUAUAAAAGAAAUUACAACUACAACGACUGCGCUAAAAACAACAACUAUUAUUACAACUACUACAACAAAAACAACUACUACAGUAACCACUACAACAACAACUGUGCCUCCAAAAUGCGAUUCUUUUGCUUUAGAUGCCAAGGCGUUUGCAGCUGAUAAAUCUCUGAAAGAUGCUGAUCAAUAUGGCUACUGGUUUAAAUCGUGCGGCCUGCAAUUUUUAAUUGGAAAAUCUUUGGUUAACUGGAAGGAAAAUUUCAUAAACUGCUCCAAAAUCGGAAUGGGGCCGAUUUCUUUGGAAAACUCUACAAUCCAAAAUUGUUUCAUCAAAACUAUUAGUCAAGGUUGGCCAUACGCAUUAAACUUCUGGACUUCAGCGUACCGAGUCAACUCCACGACCUUUUCUUGGUGUACAAAACAAGGGACGUUGGAAGUAAAAAUCCCUAAACCUCUCUGGGCUUUUCAACAACCAGAUAAUUUAAACGGCAAUCAAAACUGUCUGCAAAUCAGCGUCUCCAAGGCGAAUUCAUCUUUUUUACUAUCAGAUCGAGUUUGCGCUGAUAAAUUUUUUAUGGCCUGUCAGGGUGUCACAACAUCACCAGCAGUGUGCACAGUUCCGACGUGUCCAGAUCUGCCGUGCGAAAAAAACAUGUCGAUGUUCAUAAAUUCUACACAAGGGACGUACUUGUCAGGGCGCAGCCAAAUCGGACAGUGGUUCAGUCUGAAUGGACGCACAUACAUGUUCAGCUAUAGCUUUGUCACAAAAAAUUACAAUGAUGCCGCUCAAGAGUGCUGCCAAAGAGGAAUGACUCUACUUAGUCUUGAGCGCAAAGACAAAUAUGACACAGUGAUCAAAGCAAUUAAAACGUUAAACUCUACAGGAGAUUAUUAUUGGACAUCAGGAACUGACAACGGUUGUGAAUCAAAAUUUGGAUUCUGUACAGUUAAAAGGCUCUUGAGAAGCGACGCAAUUUGGGCACCUGGACAGCCGGACAACGCUAAUGGCAAUGAGAAUGUGCUCGCGGUUUUCUUGAACACCACUCACGCACAGCUAUUUGAUUUUAACGAGGGACAGAAUUUUAGAUUCAUAUGUGAAGCCCGCGAGAUAAUAAACGCAACGUCAGGAGGACGAGCCGUCAGCGAUGAAUGUGCUAUAAUAUACAACGUCGUGCAAAAAGAAAUUGACGAGCUUCUUAAUAAUACAUUGAAGUUGGAUGUUCGUCUUAAGUGCUUUCUGAGGUGUAUUGGAGAACAAUAUGGACUGAUCAUAAAUGGAAAAUACAUAGACAACACGAUCAUGGCAUUAUUGGAGGAGAUGGCUGGUGGAAAUAUGAACGACCUAAUUAAGAAUGUGGCCGUUGCAAAUGAAUGUGGAAAAACACCGACCGGAAUGGACGAAUGCGAUAUGGCAGCAGAAAUAAUUAGGUGCAGCUAUGAGAAGUCCCCAGACGUUUUAAGAGCAGUGAUUACAGCUGUGGACGUUGCAACAACCAUUCAAAAAUAUGCUAAUCCACCAGAAGAUGUAUGCCCACCCACAACAGGAUAUGCAGUCAAUACAGACCUGCUUACUAAGAUAAGAAAUUGCAAGGGUCAACGAUUAUGCUCACUGCAAGAGGGCUACGUUUUUGCAGCCUGUGGCAAAACAUGGCUACAUCGAAUGCUUCUUGUUACCUUUAAUGAAGCAUUCGAGGUGUGUGACGGCGUUGGAAUGAAAGUGGCCUCAAUAGGUAGUCAGGAUGAAUUGGAAUGCAUUUUCAAUAGUUUCUUCCAUCCGAAAACAUUCUUGAAUGCAUGGAUAGGUGCCUAUGACCAAAACGGUGACGGCUUCAUUCGUUGGUGUUCAUCUAACUCGACCUUUACCGCCCAAGGCUACAGUGGAGCAAUUUUUGGACAAAUUGGAGUCGGUGGCGCAUACACUAUAAUCGUGGCAAAGAGGCAGCUUAAAUUUUAUGAUUCAAGUUCAUACGCCAGUACACUCUGUAAUUGAUGUUUACAACAUCUUUUCUAAAAAUUUCAAUAAGGGGAGUGUGAAAUUGAAUAUUCUGAGGUUUUAUGUUAAUUUAUAACCAUAUAAAUUCAUCACCAAAUCACCAAAUAAUGAUUUCAUGUAAAUUUUUAUCAAACCAGGCAGUUAUGGAAAUUUUCUUUAUAAUAAAAAUUAA
Messenger RNA from Neocloeon triangulifer, 2864 nucleotides. RefSeq lists its product as uncharacterized. Gene Ontology annotation, molecular function: odorant binding; carbohydrate binding. The transcript has 24 exons. NCBI's taxonomy places the organism in Eukaryota, Metazoa, Arthropoda, Insecta, Ephemeroptera, Baetidae. Gene Ontology annotation, biological process: biological process involved in interspecies interaction between organisms. The record is from RefSeq and is a predicted model, not a curated record. Gene Ontology annotation, cellular component: external side of plasma membrane. The coding region runs from base 215 to 2689 and encodes 824 amino acids.